AUGAUACACUACCGCCGUCACAAGCGUGAUCAGCCAGAGGAGAACUACGUUGCUCUAGCCCCAUCAUAUGAGCUCAUUCUUUCACACGACCAGCCAUCGCAAAUUGACACUACGCUGGCGGUUACUGUCGAAGAGGGUCAAGCGCUUCAUCUGAUGUGUACUGCUGGUGAAGGUAUCGACGAACAGACACUCAAAUUCGAGAAAGGCUUUGAAGAAGUGAAAGGACAACGGAGUAGGAGGAGUGUCAGAAAACACAUCUCCAGCUUCGAGGAUGCUACUCACAGCGGAAUCUAUGAGUGCUUUGCACGGACAAGUGCUGGUGAAGAAUAUUCGCGAAAGAUGAGGGUCUCCACGAAGGCAGUUCUUCCCAAAGGCCUCACUCCGUGUGACAAUGUCGAUGACUUCUGUGGAAGCAAUGGACGGUGUGGAAUGAAGAAUUAUGAUAAAAUUUGUGUGUGCGAUCCCGGCUACGUAGGGCAACAUUGCGAACAUCUGCUCGUAAAGGACUAUCUGAUAACUACUGUGAAAGUUGUGGCUGGUGCCGGUGGAACGCUGAACAUCAUGUUCAUCUUUCUCACUCUUAUUUUCGCCUGUUUGUUUUUUAAAGAAAGGAAGCGUUUACGCCAGCUUCAGUCCCAUUCAGUGCUGCCGGCUGAAGAGCCAAUAUUCGUGACAAAGCCUCGAAACCCCUACGACGACAGCGACGUGCAGCAGGAAAAGGCGUGCCUGGCGACUCCAUGCAUCCCCGAUCGGCCGCUGUCACGCUCAACCCGGCUUUCCACUCUGCGCAAAUUCCGCAACGCCAUCAGGCAUUUUUCUGAUACUGAGGUUCGAUUUCGUUAUCAUAAAUGCCUGGUGAAAGAGAAGAAGUUUGAAGAAGCGCUUGCUGUGCUGGCUAAAAUUUCUGGUCAUCAGUAUAUCCCUAAAGUACGCUAUGCUAUGGCAAAGCUCCUUUCUGGAAAAGACCACAAAGGCGUCAACAUUUCUACUUUAUAUCUUCAAGAUGUUUUUACCCACUGCAAUAGCGCCUUUGGGUCAUUAGCUGCAGUGCUCCGUAGUGGAGCGUCGACAGCAUACAAUGCUGUCAUUGACAUUAUCGGCGAAAGUUUGGAAGGAUCAACUGCUGCGAAUCUCACGACAUGGCUUGAGGCUCAGAAACUGCUCGGAAGCGGGCAGCCAGAACAGGCGCUGAAAAUCAUGUUACUUCUGGGGACGAAUAACCCAAAGAUUCUAACGGAGAUUGGAUUAGUUUACAACACGUUAGGAAUGCGACAUGAAGCUCGCUCUGAGCUAGCCAAGGCACACUCAUUGGAUGGCGAGCAGCAUUAUGCUAUGGACACAUUGGCUUUGUUGUUUUCCCAGAAUUCUCCACCUAUGGCUAAGGAACUCGAAUCGUUGGCAACUCAACUUAUGAACUCGAAUGAGAACACGGUAGAGGCGUGGAUAGCAGUCGGGCACUGUGCUCGAUGUCAAGGAAAACUUAAGACAGCAUUGUACUUCGCCCAUAAAGCAUGCAAUAAAACCGUGCUUGGUGACAAGCCUAAGUCAGAGGCAAUGAUGCUGAAGGCCUAUGUGCUCCUUGACCUUGAGAAAUUCGAUGAAGCAAUGCGUCAUCUCAGUGCGGCAAUAAAAAGGGAUGUGAAAAACAUUGACUUAUAUGAGUUGCAAAUUGUCACAUAUUUACAGAGAGCUAAGAUUCGGGAGGCUCGGGCUGCAGUUGCUGUUUGUUGCCAAAAUCUUCCCAGUUGUCCACGAGCACGUGUUCUUAAGGCACAGGUUUUGCUUGCCUCUGCUAAUGGAAAAGAGGAGGCACAAGCGAUAUUGGAGGAAGUGGUGUUUGCUCAUCCGUAUCUUCUUGAGGCGGUUUGGCUCCUUAUUAGUCAAUACGAUAGCACCCACAAUUAUCAAAAGGGUAUAGAAGUAUUGAAAAAAUUGACCGAGAAUUCUAUGGUUCCAUUUCAUUCAAUGGGUCGUUUACAUCAUCAGCUGGGUGAAUUUUUAUCAAAAACGGGUAUGCCGGCUGCAGCGUAUCAUCAUACGAAUUUAGCUCUUACAAAACAUUAUGAAGAAGCAGCUGUGCAGAUGACUCACUUAGAACCGACGCUAUCAUUUCACACUCCACCUAUGCCAACGACUCCAACAUGCGUGCCAUCCGAAUGUCCUGGUGCUCCUCGUCUUCGGGGGCGACAACGACAUGCAACUCCUUCAUCUGCAUCAACAGUAGGUGAUCUAGAAAGUCGUGGAGUCCGGUUGUUCUCCUUCGAUUCUCCAGUAGAUGACACGGCAACAGAAGCAAUGGACGUGCCACCAGAAGGGUGA
Molecule: messenger RNA, 2319 nt
Organism: Angiostrongylus costaricensis
Lineage: Eukaryota; Metazoa; Nematoda; Chromadorea; Rhabditida; Metastrongylidae
Source: the annotation of a GenBank genome assembly